Messenger RNA from Penicillium vulpinum, 393 nucleotides. Its product is annotated as Maleylacetoacetate isomerase. Gene Ontology annotation, cellular component: mitochondrion. Lineage: Eukaryota; Fungi; Ascomycota; Eurotiomycetes; Eurotiales; Aspergillaceae. The coding region runs from base 1 to 393 and encodes 130 amino acids. Gene Ontology annotation, molecular function: glutathione transferase activity; maleylacetoacetate isomerase activity. The record is from RefSeq and is a predicted model, not a curated record. Gene Ontology annotation, biological process: L-phenylalanine catabolic process; glutathione metabolic process. The transcript has a single exon.
AUGCAGGUGCGCGAUCUAGUGAAUAUCAUUGCGAUCGAUACGCAACCUACCACGAACUCCCGUAUCGUGCAUCGGGUGAAGGCUAUUCGUGGGAGUAGCGAGGAUCAGAUUGAAUUGGCCAAACUGGCCUUUGCCGACGGAUUCCAAGCUUACGAGAGCGUGUUGGUGAAGCAAGCUGGGGAGGGGACUUACUCUUUUGGUGAUACUGUUUCCAUGGCAGAUGUGAUACUGGUCCCGACAGUUGACCAGGCUUUGUUGUACCGAAUGGAUUUGGAUUUCGUGCCCAAUAUCAAGCGCAUUCAUUCCGUUCUCAAGGAAUUAGAGGCUCUCAAGGCUGCAGAUUGGCGGAAUCAGGGGGAUAUACAGGAGAAAUUUCGGAUUCAGGCUGCUUGA